AUGGCAUUCGAUAAUGCGUCCGACCCGCCCAAGACGGUCCCCGACGAGCGUGGAGCCGAUUUCGACCCCGAACCUACGAUCCCUCGAGGCUGGUCCGCUUGGUUCGGCGGCCCGGGUGUCAAGAUCGGACCGCGAAUCGCCCCAGUCGUCGCGCCCAUUGGCUCAUCCGGCGGCUCGGAGAGCGACCUGAGCAGCGAUGAGAUCCUCCUCAAGCAAAAAGAGAGCGAGGCCGACUGCGCCAUCCAGUAUCGCACCUGUAGUUGGCAGAAGACGGCCGCAUUGCUAUUCUCCGAAUACAUCUGUUUGGCUAUCAUGAGCUUUCCAUGGUCCUACAGUAUUUUGGGCCUUGUACCUGGACUUAUCCUCACAGCUGUUCAGGCUUUGCUGGUACUCUACACUUCUCUUAUCCUGUGGGAGUUCUGCUUGAGGCAUCCUGAAGUCCGCGAUGUCUGCGACAUUGGUCAAAUGCUUUUCUGGGGCCAGAAAUGGGCAUGGUACUUUACUGCUGUUAUGUUCAUCCUGAACAACACGUUCAUCCAAGGCCUUCAUGUUCUUGUGGGGGCGAAAUAUAUCAACACGAUGGCUGGUGUUGAUCCUUCGGGUGUCAAUUGCCAGACUGUCUCAUUCGGCAUCAUCAUGGCUAUCAUCUCCUGGGUUUGCUCCCUUCCGCGAACAUUCGACAUGCUCUCGAAGCUGGGAACCGCGUCGGCCAUCUUCACCUUCAUCUCCGUUAUUCUUGCCACGAUCUUUGCCGCUAUUCAAUCUCAACCUGCUGGUUUCACCGAAGCGCUCGGUGCACCCAUUGUGACAGCAGUGCCAGUUGCUGGAACUACUUUUGUCUCAGGGCUCAAUGCAUUCUUGAACAUCAGCUACACAUUUAUCGGACAAAUUACCCUACCCAGCUUCAUCGCCGAAAUGAAGGACCCGAGAGAUUUCCCCAAGGCUCUGUGGGCUUGCACCAUUCUCGAGAUUCUAGUCUUUAGCGUUGUGGGCGCAGUAGUCUAUGCUUACGUGGGCAAUCAGUACAUGACUGCUCCAGCGUUUGGCUCGCUCGAGGACUUGUACAAGAAGGUCUCGUUUUCGUUCAUGAUACCCACUCUGAUCUUCCUCGGAGUCCUGUAUGCGUCGGUCUCGGCCCGAUUUAUAUUCUUCCGAAUUUUCCAGAAUUCUCGUCACAAGAAUGAGCACACUUUGGUCGGUUGGGGAAGUUGGGCAUUGAUUUUGCUGGCUACCUGGAUUCUCGCCUAUAUCAUUGCGGAAGUGAUUCCCUUCUUCUCCUCACUCUUGUCCUUGAUGUCGUCACUGUUCGACUCGUUCUUCGGCUUCAUCUUCUGGGGCGUUGCUUAUUUCCGCAUGCGGAAGGCAGACGGCUCUGUCGCACUCGUCAAGGAUCGCUCUAUACGUGGGUGGUUCGAGGGUAUCCUGAAUAUUGUCAUUAUUCUUACUGGAAUAUUCUUCCUAACAGUUGGAACAUAUGCCUCCGUGGAGGGCAUCAUCCUAGAAUUCGAGGCUGGCACAGUUGGAUCUGUAUUCCAGUGCAAAAGUAAUGGCAUCUAG
Messenger RNA from Neoarthrinium moseri, 1557 nucleotides. RefSeq lists its product as uncharacterized. NCBI's taxonomy places the organism in Eukaryota, Fungi, Ascomycota, Sordariomycetes, Amphisphaeriales, Apiosporaceae. Gene Ontology annotation, cellular component: vacuolar membrane. Gene Ontology annotation, biological process: amino acid transmembrane transport. Gene Ontology annotation, molecular function: amino acid transmembrane transporter activity. The record is from RefSeq and is a predicted model, not a curated record. The transcript has 10 exons. Bases 1 to 1557 code for a protein of 518 amino acids.